Messenger RNA from Spirometra erinaceieuropaei, 2499 nucleotides. NCBI's taxonomy places the organism in Eukaryota, Metazoa, Platyhelminthes, Cestoda, Diphyllobothriidea, Diphyllobothriidae. The record is from the annotation of a GenBank genome assembly.
AUGGGCAAGUGAGUUGGAAUGAUACAAUUUUUUGGCGAAUCGUAGAUAGUGUUCUCAGAAAUUCAGUUACAUACUGCCUGAUUGCAAACAAACAUAUUCUGAGCUUUACAGUUGGCUGUAUAGAUUUAGUUCAGUUCCGAUUUAUCUACAUUAAAUAAAUUUCAAAUUUACCCCGUAGCAUGUGAAUGAUAACGCAUCUUGCACCUAAAAACAUCUGACCAAGUCACUGUUUAAACAAGUCCAUAUAUUGGCUGAAAUUUAUGUUGUUUUUGCUAUCAUUUCUGAAAACUGCACGUGUAGAUUCUGGGUAUUCAUGUGCAGUGAGGAGACUUAAAUCUUCAUCAUUACUUACGAAUAUCACUCGACACCUGAUGAGAAACCGUUGUGUUUAAAAAGUUUACGUCCAUUCGGAUCAAAAUCGUUAGUGUUGGGUUGCGAGGGAAGUGAUGUAAAUCACAUGUUCGGCCUCAAAUUUGGCUAUGUUUGCCACUAGGACGAUUCCCUGGUGGAUAUUUUAAUUUUCCAUUGAUUAACUUUGACCGACAUCCAAAUACUAGGGCUUAUAUCUUAGAAAUUUGCUUAAAUUUGCUGUCGAUUUUUACUGAUCAUGCAGCCAAAUCUCCGUUACAUUGAGAAGUGUAUCUCUCUUCUUCUAGCCUAAGGUUCGCUGAGGCUGCCAUUGCAAUUUUUUGUUCACGGUUUUCCAUUGAAAUAAUGUAUGAUAUGGACUGUGGUUCCGCCUACUUUGAUUUUUUCUAUUUAACAGAUUAGUAAUAAAGCGACAAGAUUGUGCAAUGUUCGUUUGUUCCUUUAGUUCAUUGCCAUACCACGGUUAGUCGAUUGUUAGGGCAGCUUAAUGCUUAUCAGAAAUCCGCAAUCCGAGAUAACAAUCCCGUUACCCCAGUAAAUUGUUUACGCAUGUUUGGUCUGCAACCCUGUCGUGGUCUCUUUCAUUUAUCAACAUUCCUAUAAACUUAUUACCUACUUACUUUCAGACACUCAAAAUGCUUCCAGAUGAUGAGAGACAUGUUCUGCAAGUUCCACUGUGACGUUAAUCAGAGUGAGACUGUCCAAGUACUCCGAACAAAUCGGCGCGGAGCGAUCACUGCCAUCCGCGUACAGAUCGAGCGUGCCUUUGCAAAGAAAAUGUUUGCCGAGUGUUCUGUAAGUUCCUUCAACUUUUCCAUGUCACGCAGUAGGGGACAACAUCAGAAUUAUCUACAGAUAAAUGAAUAGCAUCCGUGUAGUUUUUUGGGUUUACCUGAAGUUUUUUUCAGUUUCUCCAUGUCGUUUGUCACGCAGAUGCUUUGAAUCCACAGUCUGUCGUAGUAAAACGUUCAAAUUGUUGAUUUAAAACUGGCGUAGUGUUUUGGUCAGUUAUUCGUCCCAGACACUAGGGCACGAAUACGAAUGCCGCAUACGGAAGAGGUAACUGAGCCCCAGUCAUCGGAACUGAUCUAAUCUCUCCAUGUAUGUUUAACCAGAAUUAUGACGCACGACUUAAAGACUUCAGCGGGAAUACCGCCUGCCACCUGCAGUCGCAACUUCCAUAUCUGCAGAUGUACAGAUCUAGAAACCAAUAACUAUAUAGGAGAGAAACAUUUUGCAUUAAGGAGCUCAACAUUCUUUUUUAUGGUUCAAACUGACGAUUAACUUCGACAUUCGCACUAAUAAUUACACAGAUGUUCAACGGAUAAUCAUAUACGUAUGCAUACUUAUAUGUACAUAGAUGCAUUAUGCAGCGGCAGAAGCGUUAGAAGAACUUGUUGCUAGACAUUUAGUCAGGAGAACAAUACAACUACCAGUCAUAAAAAUGCAUACUACUAGUAGUUCUCCCUGUUUUCCAAAUGAACAUGAUGUGGGUAUUCCACAGUGCUUGACUGUCUUCAACCCAAACGUUCGUCGGCAUUUCGCGUCCGACUUUAAAAGGUUAUGUCACGAAUAUUUAAUUCCAUGCCCUGCACUUACUAACCUCUGAAUUUAUUACCUCGAUAUGUGCUUAUAUAUAUAAACAAAUAUGGUAGAGGGACGCACACCGAUCGCGAUACGGUACACACUAUCAAUGCAUGUAAGUAGAACAGCAGUAGACCCACUUUCUAUAGGUGUGAUUGGCCGAAAACCGAACAGGGCUUCUCAGUUUCGAAGGUCGCUCUGACACGAUGGGAGGACUACAUAGUGACUCAGAAUAUCAAAUUAACGACUGGAAGUAUGUAGCAGAGGUGCAGCAUUGUAGCUGGAACCACGGUAGAAUCGCUACAAUAAACACAUUCUUUAUUUUCGUUGAAUGAAGUCUCCUCGGCAGUAUUUAGCCUGGGUAUGACUAAUGACCUCCUGUUCUGCAUCCAAUUUUAGACAAUCUGGAUACUUUGGUUCCGUCUAGUGGAUAAAAUCUGUAUUCAACGGCCCUGUACCAUGGAGGAGUUCUUCCGCAGUCUUGGAGCAACAGAGAAGAUGGGAGGUUCCUCGCCCUACCUGAUUGACUUCCAAUUUAUCGACUAG